Molecule: messenger RNA, 453 nt
Organism: Parastagonospora nodorum SN15
Lineage: Eukaryota; Fungi; Ascomycota; Dothideomycetes; Pleosporales; Phaeosphaeriaceae
Exons: 2
Coding region: 1-453 (150 amino acids)
Source: RefSeq, a predicted model, not a curated record
AUGUGCUUCUACGUGGCGCCGUCUUCGGGACCUUCUCAUUCGACAACACCGCACCAUGACGCAGACCUCUGGUGGUACGAACUGCAUAUCACGAAGGCACCGUCUACUUCUACGACCAUCAAUGCCACCUGUGGCCCGAACCAGUCGCAGGGAUUGUGCUCCACCUGGACAAACGAGGCGAGGGAGAGUAGAAAGGUCAAGGAGGGGGGGAAACUAGAUGGACAGGAAAACAAGUGGCAUGUCACUCCACGAGAUGUCGACAUCCACAACCGCGGUACUGUGAGAUCGGGGCGCUUGACGGUCAUUAGCGAGGAAGAGUACAACUCUUGCGGCGACGCUGUGAGGAGACGAAGGGGGAAUAAGUCGAAGAGUAGCGAGAGUGGGCGAUCCAAGGCGACAUCGGGAGGUACGAAGAAGGUGGAACAGACGCUGUUGGAGUGCUUGGUGGCGUGA